UCCUUCCCUCGCUUUAAAACCCCCAGCCUCUCUCUUUCUCUCUCUCGCUUUGCUCGCUUCUCAUCCUCCAAGUAGAACCUGAGAGCAGCGCUUUUCUUCAUCCAAGGGCGAUCGGCCGGUUUUUAAGCUAUAACUGUUUCAAUUUGUUUUUUUUUUUCCUUUUUUGUCAUAUUUUUCUUGUCGAUUUAAAUCUUUUUUUGCGUGUUUUUUCUCUGUUUUACUUUUUCCGAUCUCUUUGCUCUUGACUCAAGAUAUUUUUCUCUAUGGAAAGUUGGCGAGAUUCGGGUUACUGUUUCAUUGGUUCUGAGUUUUGAUCCUGGUGGAAAUCUUGGACGUUAGGGUUUUAGUUCUUGACCUCGUCCUUGCGUUUCUUUUGUGAUUCUUGAGGGAUCUGGGUUUCGUAUUGUGUUUUGCUGCUUUCUUCUUGGCAAUGCCUUUUUUUUUUCCUCUCAUGGCUUCAAGAUUAUGAUGUUUGGAGUCUUAGCAAGAAAACUCUAAGAGAUAGAAGGGUAGCAGGUUAGGGAUUUGGUUUGAACGGAUUAUAGGGCUUUUAAUGUUCUAAUCUUGGAGAUUACCAUAUGGAAAUUUUUUAAAAGAAAUAUUUUUUUGACCUUUUUUGUGUUACUAUUUAGAAUUUAGAGCAAUGCAGGUAGAUUUUGGUGCUCAGUUUUAUCCCCUUUUGAAAUUUUGCUGUAGUGUAAUUUGCUUUGAAAUUUUGUUACAAUUUGGUUUGGUUCGAAUGUGUGAGAUUGCUUCGGUUUCUUCUUUGGACGCUUCUGGUGUUCACAGUUUUGGGUUUUAUUACAGAAAAAAGGAAGCUAUAACAUGGUUAUGGGUAAUUUUAAGUAACAGAGCAAAAGCUAGCCUUAAAUUAUCGCACCAUGUCACGCCCAGCCCACCUCCCUCCACGGUGCCCAUUUCAGAACAGGGGUUUGCUGCCCCGUGCACUGGAUUCCACCCCGCAAACUACACUAUAUAGGUUUCCAUCCCAAGGGUCCAUCAUAGAUGAAAAACUUUCAUGGCUUGAUGACCUCUUGACUGACUCAGAAAGUAGUCCUAGAGGGAUCUCUCAUCGGAGAUCUUCGAGUGAUUCUGCGGCAGUUCUGGAUGUCCUGACAACUUUGGGUGGUCCAGUAUCCCCUGUCGAUGAAGGAAACGCUUCAUCAGUGUGUGCUCUUCACAAACCAUCAGAAUCCACGGAUGAGGAUGAAAGUAAUUCUGGGUUAGAGGCAGGCAGUGGGUUUGAAGCAAGCUGUGUUUACGGCCCCAACUCCCCCCGCCAAAAGAGUAAAUUGACCAGUUCAGAAAGCUCGAUGGUGACUGCUUUGUUGGAAAAUGUUCCUUGGAACCCAUUGCAAUAUGUAACUGUGGAUUUCCAUAGUGGCUCCAAUAGUAGUGAGUCCAAUGUGAGCGGAGAUGUUCUUGCUGCAACAGGUGAUCAUGAUCCAGAGAAGGCAGCAAGAAGGCGGUCAGGACAACGAUCUAGGGUCCGUAAGCUUCAAUAUAUUGCUGAACUUGAGAGAACUGUUGAUGCACUUCAGACUCUGGGAGCAGAGUUGGCAGCAAGAGUUGCUUCUAUGUAUCAGCAGCAUUUUGCUUUAUCUAUAGAAAACAAGAAACUGAGGCGGCAGAUAACCAUUCUUCGGCAAGAGAAAAUGAUGAGGGAUGGCCAGUACCAGUCUCUGAAGAGUGAAGCAGAGAGAUUAAAAAUGAUUUAUGGGUGUCAGCGGAGCCUCAGAAGCGCCGCUUCCUGUUUCGAGAUGGGCUUCUCAAAUGCUGCAGAUAUCUCAGGUGAUAGCUGGCCGAUGUUGGACAUCGGGAAGCUCAGUCUGGGGGGGAGCCCAGUUCCGACGAGACACGGUCUUGGACGCUGAUGAUGGACCCUGGUUGUCAACCGGUGAGUUCAGCUCUCCGAACUACCUUCCUGCUAGAAUUAUCAUUCCAAAAGCUAGAUUCAGAGCCACGGGCUGGUAAGCCUAUAGCUAGCAUCUGCGUUCCUCUUUGCGCAAAAUGGUUCCCCCCCGUCCGCGAUAAAUGUGGUAGGAAAGCAUCGCAGGUUAAACUUUCCCUCCAACUACAGAACUCUGAAUGCAUGUACAAGCUUGCACAGCUUUGAUGUGGUCUUCAAUCGCUGGUAGAUUUUAUGAAAUUAUGAGAGAAACUCUUGAAAGCUGUGUAAUAUUUAUACUCUUAUAAUAUUAUCUCUAGCGCAUCCAAAACGGUGAUCAGAUA
Messenger RNA from Phoenix dactylifera (date palm), 2232 nucleotides. RefSeq names its product bZIP protein. Gene Ontology annotation, molecular function: DNA-binding transcription factor activity. Gene Ontology annotation, biological process: regulation of DNA-templated transcription. The record is from RefSeq and is a predicted model, not a curated record. Lineage: Eukaryota; Viridiplantae; Streptophyta; Magnoliopsida; Arecales; Arecaceae.